CGGCCUUUUUCCUAAUUUUUAAUAAAGCCCCUCUCUUCUCUCGAGGAUUCUUGGAAAUUUAAAAAAGAGACAAAAAAUCAAAAGAGAGAGAAAAAUAAAUAGUUAUUUAUUACAUCGAUUUCCCCCAAAUUUCUCCCCAUUGUCUGAAAUCAUCGGAGUAGGGUUACUAGAGUUUUAUUCCCUUUUCUUCUUCUUUAAAAAAAAUCAUCAAAUUUUCAUUUUUUUUCCUCCCUUUAUUUUACAACUUUCUGUCUAUUUCUCCAAAAUUACCGCCAAUUUCUUGAAUUUCCACUGAAAUUCAAAAAAAUGAGGAAUUCUGGGGAGAACUUGCAGUUGGGUGUUCUAAUUUUAGGGACUUCUUAAACUUGUUUAGAGCUAGGGUUUUAGUUAUUUUCCUGUUGGUUAUUUUGUACGAGUACUGUAAAUUGUGAGUUCUUGUUGUUGUAGUUUAUGGUAAAAAGGAUGGAUUUUGGAGUCUAGGGUUUAGGGUUUUGUUGAUUUAAGCUCAAUUUUAGUUUUUUUAAAGAGUUUGAGUGAGUGCUAAGUGUUCUACUGUGAAGAAAACUCCAAAAAUUCCCUUUUAAGUGCAAUUCCAGUUCUGGUUUGCUUCAGUUGUCUUUGUUUUGGCAGCCAAGUUCAUUUCUAGGGUUUUCAAGUUUAUCAUUCCUCGAAAAAUCCCUACUUUUCCCUCCAAUUCUUGGAUUUGAGCUACUGCUGCAUGCAAAGUUUGCUCCUUUGAGCAAUGGAAGUGAGAUCUGAUACCGGAGUUAUGGCCAGUAGAGAGCCCUUUACCCUUGGGGUGCAGAAACCCACCGUCCAAUCUCCGCCGUCAAUGCAAAACAUGCGGCUAACAUUCACCCCUGACGGCACCGCCGUCUACAAACCCAUACCGACUAGCUCUCCUCCCCCUCCCCCUCCUCAAACACAUUCAUAUCAAGAAGGAGGAGGAGGAGCUGAUGGUGGGCCCACCGGAGGCAGUAAUGGGCCGUCUCCGGCAAUCCCGUCUCCUCACGGGCUUAACAUGAAUAUGGGCGAGCCCAUUAGGAAGAAGAGAGGGAGGCCUAGAAAGUAUGGGCCUGAUGGUUCCAUGGCCCUCGCAUUGUCCCCUGUUUCGCCCCCUUCGUCGGGCCCGCCGGGUAGCGGGCCUGAUGGCAUGAAGAAGAAGGGCCGGCCUCCGGGUUCGGGGAGGAAGGUGCAGAUGGAUGCUCUGGGGUCUGCAGGGACAGGAUUUAUCCCUCAUAUUAUCACCGUUAAGGCUGGAGAGGAUGUAUCGUCAAAGAUCAUGUCUUUUUCUCAGAACGACACCCGUGCAGUCUGCGUUCUUUCAGCAAACGGUUCAAUAUCUAAUGUGACUCUUCGUCAGGCAGCAACUUCUGGUGGAACUGUAACUUAUGAGGGACGGUUUGAAAUCUUGUCGCUCUCAGGCUCCUUUCUGCUUUCAGAGAGUGGUGGCCAGCGUAGUAGAACUGGUGGGCUUAGUGUUUGUCCUGAUGGUCGUGUCUUAGGUGGCGGAGUGGCAGGACUUCUGACAGCUGCAUCACCUGUCCAGGUCGUGGUGGGCAGUUUUCUUGCUGAAGGAAAGAAAGAACGAAAGUACACCAUUCCCCUUGAGCCUUCCUCCGUCCCGGGAAAGCUCGCAGGCCCACCAUCACGAGGCACUCUGAGCGAGUCCUCCGGCGGCGGCCCUGGCAGCCCGAUGAACCAGAGCACGGGCACCACGUGCAAUAACAGCGUCCAGCAGGGGAUGAGUAGCAUGCCAUGGAAAUGAAAUGGAAACCCACCCCCCUUGCUUCUCGUUGUAACGUUGUAGCUUCUUCAAGAACUUGGUUGUUUUGUUCUUAUUAUGUUAUCUGAUCUGAUGUAGGCUUAGGCGCUGAUGAUGUUUGUGAGUUUUUAGCUGUUGAUGUUGUUGUUCAAUUAUUAGCUUGUGUCCGUAUCCUAGGGUUUUCUUAGCGUCAUGGUUGUGGUUUAGAUGUAUUUGUGAAGGACUACGUAUGAUGUACCUCGUCUUAGUCAUUAAUCAUCUGUUGUUUAAUGUUUGUGAAAAAGCCUGAUGUCGAAUCUUUUGGUGGGAUUUUGUUGUAUUAUUAUUGCAUGGUGUUGA
Molecule: messenger RNA, 2104 nt
Organism: Asparagus officinalis (garden asparagus)
Lineage: Eukaryota; Viridiplantae; Streptophyta; Magnoliopsida; Asparagales; Asparagaceae
Product: AT-hook motif nuclear-localized protein 10-like
Molecular function (GO): minor groove of adenine-thymine-rich DNA binding
Source: RefSeq, a predicted model, not a curated record